AUGGGUGGAUAAAAAGCGAAUAAUCAUAUAGAUAAAAUGUUUAUAAUGAGUAAAAGAAUGAAGUCGCAAGCAGCACAAUAAAUAGAUAUACGAUAGAGGACAAUAGCGUUUUAUUCAAAAGUUGUACGCCCAUUACUGAAAUCAUAUAACAGAGGUAGGCUACUUGGCGGAAUACUUAUAUUUAUUUAAUGUAUGCAAAUUGUUAGCCUGCUAUUUUCAGAGAAAGUUAUUUAGUCUAUGGAAAUAAAUACUGAAAAAGAAAAUAAAAGCUUAGAUAUAAGAGAUACAAGAGAAUUUCUUAUCACACAAUAUGCUAAAUAUUUUAGAGUUUAUAUUCUUUUAUUAGAUAUAAUUUGUAGUCCUGAUGAUACUCAACAAAUAUAGAAUAUUUACUACUAUUUUGGUCUUUUUUGCAUGGUAUUUAAUCUCUUCAUUAUCUCCUUUAUCCUUAUUAGAUACAUUUUUUGGGUUUUUAUAGAAUACUCUGAUUUUGUAAGCGAGUAAGAAAAUAACAUUCUAACUGGCAGUAACUACUCUACAGUUACUACAAUUAUUUAGUAGAGAUAAAAUUCACAAUGGAAAAUAUCAAAUAAUCUUAUUUCUCGUAUUUUUUAAUGCUAUAUUUAGGUCUUUGCUAUCACUUUUUGUGACUUUUCUAUUAGAGUCCUUUAUUCUGAGGUGAGUGCUUUAUUUAAUGUUUACGCAGAUCCUGUAACCAAAUCAUUUGGUCUCGUAAUUUUAAUUACAACAAUAAUUUUAUGGCUAUUAAUUCUUGUUAAUGAUUUUGAUUAUUCGAUCAUAGAAAACGAUUCUCUAGCAUAGCGACAUAAUUUUUAUCAAUAUUUACAUUUAUUAAUUACCAUCAUAUAUAUUGGAUUAAGAUACAGCUCGUUGGCAGGUAUUACUCAAACUUACAUUUACUUAAUUUUUUAACUCCUGAGAAUGAUAGUUUUCUAUAAGGACUUUCCAUAUUUUUUUAAUUUUGCGCAACAAGCAGAAAUGCUCUCAAUUUGCUUUAUAGUUAUUAAUUCACUACUUUCUGUAGUGGCUGCUUAGAUAAAUAAAUCAGAUUUUUCUUUGCUCUUUCUCAUUUCGCUUCCUGUCUCUUAUAAAAUUUCCCUGAUGCUCAUUAGGAAAAAGGAUGAGGAGCUUCUUCCUUUUAUGCAGAAGGAAAUGAAAGUCUCAAAUCUCAACAUAGCAAACAGAUACAUAAGAAAGCUCAUAGGUCUCACACAAUUGAGCUAUGAAGUAUAUGCAAACUAAGAAAAAGGUGAAGGCGUUUGCUUUGAAACUCUUUAUACAAAUCAUGUUAUUAAUUGCGAAGAUGACUCUUGCUUCUGUAUCAAGUAUGAAAGAAAUUUUCCUUAAGAAAAGGAGGGAUAAUCCUAAAUUAAGAAAAAUUUAGGUGCGAAAUCAUCUAAUUAAGUUUUUUUUAAUGGAUUAUCUAUUUUAGAAAUGCAUGGAUAUGAAUUUAGAAGAUAGUUCAUAAUAGAUUAUCUCAAUAACUUAUUCGAUAAAUUUUUUAAUUUAAGUAAUAAUUCUGCAUUCAAAUUUAAUUACUAGCAAUAUUAGAAGGAAACUUCUCUUCAAUACAUAAAUGGCGGGAGUCAUACGAAUGUUGGGACAACAACCUCAGUAAAGAAAAUGAGCAGCAUCAAUGCUUUAAUUAGAGGAAAUAGAAAGCUUAAUAAAGAGUAUUUAAAUUCAGGGGCAAUAUAAAUUAGAGCAAUUUAUGUUUACUACCUUAUGUAAAUAGCAAAGGCACCUGCCAAAGCCUUUACAUAGGUAUUUGAGUUGAGAGAAUCUGUCCUUAAGGAUUUAACAUCUCUCCAAGGAAAAUACAUCGUAUAAAGUUUGAUUUAUGAUACAUUUGAAUCAUUUUACCAUUUCUUUUGCACUCCUGAUUAUUAAAACUAGCGCUUAGCUCUCACCCAAGUGAUAGAGUUUGAUUAUCUUAUAAAGUAGUUAAAGAAGUCUAUGCUGGAGGGACUAUAAAAGAAAUAAAGCUACUAUGAAUAUCUUUACUAAGAUUUCAUUAAUUUAAACGAACUUGUACGCUAAAGCGAAACAUGUAUUCUGUAAAAAGAAAUUAUAGAAUAGCAGCUGAUCAGGCUCUUUGACAUAUGUCCAACUCACCCAAAAACUUUUAUUAUUGCAGAUUUGUAUAUAGAGUAUUUUGAUUUCAAAAAAAGGAGAAUAAGAAACUUUGUUUCCAGGUCAAAAAAAGCUAUGAAUUACUUGUUGAGAAAAACUGACAGGAGAGUUGAUUUGCAAGGAAUAAAGUCAUCUGCCUUGUUUAUAUCUUUUAGAUCGAGUUUGAUAACUAAAUCCACCUUUUCAGCUGCAAAGAUGUUUUCGUGCUAAAUAAAUGAUAUUUUAAAUAAAUCAUUUAACAAUCUGAUUCCUGAUUUUUUAGUAAAACAUACUAAUAAGUAUUUGCAAGCCCUCAGCGAAGAAGGAGAUAUGCUAUGGAUUUAGCUCGGGGAACAUUUUUCGUUUAUAAAAAACGCAAAGGGAUAUACAGUUCCAGUGAUCAUUAGAUCAAAGUUGGAUAUAGUUGAUGGAAAUGAUUUUGGGUUGACACUCUAUUUGUAGCCAAGUAAUAAAAAAAAGGAAUAUAUAAUCUGUGACUAAAACUUUUAAUAUCUUGAUUCCACUAAAAAUAUUACGAGAAUACUUUCAAAAAUGAUAUAAGGAAUAGUAAGGUAGUCAUCCUUAGCUGAAAAAAAUGCCACAAAAAAUUAUCUACUAAAAAAAUUAUUGAGGCAGUUUAAUGUUCGAAAUUUAAUUCCGUAUUUAAUGUGCAUUGAGUAAUAUGAAGACAUAAACGAUUUAUAAGAUUAUAAUGAUGUGCUUGGCUUUAAGGAUUAGCAAAGAAGAAAUUUGAAUAAUAAUACAUCUAUACUUGCUAUUCCUGUUAAUGCUAAGCAAAUUUCCUAAUUGGGAUAAUAGGUAAGACUUGAUGCUUACGAAAUUGAUAAAUUUUUUACCACCUACCCUUCUGAUUCUCUUCAAUUCUUAGAAAUAAGUUUUAGUGUUUUAAGACAAAAAAGUUAUUUUGAACCAGAAAAAUAUUUGUAUUAUGUAGAAAUAGCUUAGAUACGCAAAUUUAGAAAACAAUAAGAAAUUAAUGAAUAUAUCAUUGGUUUGAAUGAAAAUCUUACCAAAUUGUAUUAAUCUCCUAUACAAAUACCGCUUUUAAAGACAUCGAUCUUUUAUUUUCAUCCUUAGAAAGAACCAACCUACUUGCUUCAGCUAGAAAAUCAAUAAAGUUAUUAUAUCUAAUAAGAUUCAAGCAGAAAUGAUUUAAAACAAUAAAAUUCAUAAACAAAUAAUUCAGACAAUUAAGAGAAUUUAGAAGAAUCUGCAGAAAGAAGAAGAUAUGAUUACAUUGAAGAAGGAGACAUGGCUAUAAACUCAAAAAAUAAAGUGAGUACAUUAGCUGCAACCAUUUUACAGAACUAGCAAAGCAAACAAGAUAGUGAUGGACAAUCCCCCAGAUAAAUAACAUAAAGCUUCAUUAAUAUGAGUCAUAUAGAAGGAGGCAAGCAGUAAGCUAAAAUUUAAAACACCUAGCACUUGAAUGGUUAUGAACCAAAUAAUACUCUAAAUUAGUACAGCAACAUAAAUAUUUUUACAUAAUAGUAAAUACAAGGUUCAUAAAAUAAUUUCUUUAGUCCAAGAUCUGAAAAUGUAGCAUUAAAUGGUCAUCAUAACUCAGAAACAACUUUUCAAAACAGUGUCAGAGACGUUUCAAUAUAAGAUAAUAAUGCUCGCGAAGAAUAUUAUUUAAAUUACUUGUUAAAUUAGACAUAAAUUUAACAAUCGAAAAUUCCUCAUGAUAUUUUAAGCAGUACAUUAAAUCAAUAAGCAUAGCAAUCUAUUCAAGAGCUUGAUGAAAAAAUUCAGUAGAGCUCAUCUCAAAAUAAUAAUAUGAGAAUAGAGUCGUUUACUAUGACAAAUAGUUUGCUCUCACCAGAAUUAAGAAGACCCAAUAAAAGAGGAGCAUUGAAUAAAAAUAUCUUUCAGAAUGCUGACGAAUCUUAAAUAUAAAACUCUAUUAGUUAUUUGAAUGGGUGGUAAUAAAAAAAAAAAUUAAUUAAAUUAAAAGGAGCUUCUGACACAAAAAUUAAAAGACUAGCUAGGCGUAAUGUAAAUAAAAAUCUAACUAACAUUAAUGUUGAUGCGAUAGAGGAUGAUGAAGAUGAUGAAAAGUAGUAAGGCUAACUUUUUAAUUAAUACUCUUUAAAAGAUAUCAACGGCUCAAAUAAUCAAGAAGACUAAUUUAAUAAUUUAGCAUUAUAAAACAAUUAAUCUGAAGAUAGCGAUUACUUAAAGAAAAAAUAAAAAGAUAUUUUGAGAGAUGACUCUUCUGUAAGAACAGGAGAAAGCUAAUUUUAUUCUAAGAAAGUCAACAUAUUCGAUAUAAUUAUAAACAAGAGAGAACCUGCUGAGAUUUUCUAUAUUAAAGCAACCGGUUUUGCUUCAUUUUUUAUCUUAAUUGUUUUGACAUUUGUGCUAUAUUUGUGGCUAAAAAGUAAUUUUGAUACAGUUUGGUUAAACUUCACAAAUCUUAAAAUAGGUCCAAAUGCUAUAGAGGAAUAUUCGCAGGUAUUGAGAAAUUAUGAACUAAGCUUUACACCGUUUGUGAUUAUGUGUCUCACUAAAGCACAGAUUCUUCCAAGCACUUAUAGAGCAGCCAUUUAGUAAGAUGGUGCAAAUAGCACAACAUAAAAUACGAAAAGUAUUGAUAUCAUUUUUAGAUAACUUUUAUCCUAAUCUUAGUUUUAAGACUUCUUUUUCGAUUAGCAGUAAGAGACUUAGCUUAUGCUUCUUAAUUAAAGAUAUUAAGACGGUUCCCAUUUUACAUACAUGAAUGCAACCAGAGGCUAAUCUCUGGUUUAUCUUCCUUACUAUCUCAGCUACUAUUACAAAGCUUCUUAAGAGUAUUAGAAUCCAAAGAAUUGCAUCAACUUUUAAAAAUUAAAUGAUAUUUACAGUUAAGCAUUUACUUAUUAAAAUUAUUAAGUGUAUGUCGAUUCUCUUGUUUAAGUUUCAACUAUGUCUUAGGAUAAUGCAAAUACUAUUCUUUCAUAAACAAAAUCACUUUUGAUUUUUAGUGUAGUUUUGGUUGAGGUUAUUAGCUCGAUUAUAGUUCUUGUUGUGUUUCCUGUAUAUUAUACUAUUUAAGGAAGAAAAGAAGAAAUACUUAAACUAAUAUGCACAUUUAAUCCACAACUAAUUGCUACAUAGAUAGCUAAGUAUAGAUCAGCAUAGCUGAAUAAAUUAUUUUUGCAUGAUGAUGUUGAAAAAUUGCUCGUUGUUCGUCGUAACUCGUAAGCUGUCUCUUCAAAUUAAAAUACUAUGAAAUUUCUGCCAAUUACAGAAAAAAAGAAGAGAACAAUCUCAUAAACAAAUAGUCUCUAGAGAUUUUCUUUAAAAAUAUCAGUAAUAACAUUUUUUGUUUUUAUUUUACUUUCACUCAAUCCUGUGCUAAAUGUCUUACUAAUGAGGGGAUUCUUUGAUAGUUUUACCCAUAACAUUCAAGAAUAUAGUCUUAUUCUUUUAACCAAGUCCUAUGUUAGUCUCAACUAUUUGUCAUCUUACUUUUUGAUAAAUUUCCCUAUAUAUGGGUUUGGGCUUGAAAAUAGAAAUAAGCUUUACAGAUUUAUGGAUUCAUUAGUCUAAAAUAAUAAAGAUAGACUAAAUGAUUUUUACAACAUAGAUAAUAAUUUUUAAUCAGAUAGAUAUCAAAUAGACAAAUACAAAUCUGUCUUCUUAACGGCUUUGAAAAACGAUGCCUGUCAAAUAUUAUAAGAUAACAAAAACUCAGAAUUCCAAUUUAACAAAUUAGUAAACCCUGAUAAAUGUGGAGAAAUAUUUUAAGGAAAAUUAAAAUAAGGGCUAAUAAUUACUAUAAAGCAAAUGUUUGAUACUAUUUCAAGUUUAAAUGAUGUUGGAAGAACACCAUAGUAAAACCUUUAAUUUUACUUAGGAAUGUAUUUGAAAUGGGUUAGCUAAAAUAAUCUUCAAGAUUUGGAUAUAGCAUACUAUUACUUAAGAGAUUCAAUAGAUUUAUUAGAUAAAUUCGUAGUUAACAUAAGUUAGGAUUACUUUAAUUAUCUCACCACAAUUUAAUUAAUUAUCUUUAUUGAGAGUCUUGUAGUUAUUACGUUUAUUUUUUUAAUUAUUGGUACUUAAUUCAUAAAGAGUCUAGGCAGCACAAUCUAUAAUACUACUUUUCUAUUUACUCUCCUUCCAAUAGAUUCUCUAAUUGAAAAUCCUUAUGUAUUUAAUUUCCUAAGCAAUGAAAAUAGAAGAAUAAAAGCAAAGUGA
Tetrahymena thermophila SB210 is the source of this 6336-nucleotide messenger RNA. Its product is annotated as iron hydrogenase small subunit family protein, putative. The record is from RefSeq and is a predicted model, not a curated record. The transcript has 7 exons. NCBI's taxonomy places the organism in Eukaryota, Ciliophora, Oligohymenophorea, Hymenostomatida, Tetrahymenidae.